Molecule: messenger RNA, 1269 nt
Organism: Chenopodium quinoa (quinoa)
Lineage: Eukaryota; Viridiplantae; Streptophyta; Magnoliopsida; Caryophyllales; Amaranthaceae
Product: monothiol glutaredoxin-S1-like
Exons: 1
Coding region: 112-435 (107 amino acids)
Source: RefSeq, a predicted model, not a curated record
GCAAAGAACCAUUUGUCUUUCAAACAGAGAAAACAAAAGACCAACAUUUUGAAUCACUAAUCUUGCUAAAACCUCUCCUUCUCAUCAAAUCAUAGCUGUGGUAACUGCAUCAUGGAUACAGUAAACCGUUUAGUGGAAGACAAACCAGUGGUCAUCUUCAGCAAGAGCUCAUGCUGCAUGAGUCAUUCCAUGAAACAACUGAUAAGCAGCUACGGAGCAAACCCAACAGUAUAUGAGCUGGAUGAACUUCCAAAUGGAAGGGAAAUAGAUCGAGCAUUACAAAAGCUAGGGUGUAAGCCAGGAGUACCAGCUGUGUUCAUAGGCCAAAAGCUCAUAGGCGGGGCUAAUGAUGUCAUAAGCCUCCAAGUCCAAGGCAAACUCGUACCCAUGUUAAUGGAUGCUGGUGCCAUAUGGAUUUGGAACAGAACCAAUUAAUAAUACAAGCAAUUGAUUAGGAUUAAGAGAGGAUAAGUAAUUUUUGAUUUCCUUUCUUAAACCUGUUUUUUGACUUUUUUUUAAAUCUUAGCUAGCAUAUAGAUUUAGAAAAAAGGAUAAGGAAAAGGAAAGUGAGUACUAGCAAGAAUUAGCAUAAUGAGCUAAGGUGACCAUUGAACCACCACUCACCAGACAACAGCUUAUUCAUAGACAUUUAUAAUGAAGUUUAGAAGAUUUUGUCCUGUUUGAAAAGGCAAAUGCUGAAUUGCUGAAAUACUGUGCUUAAUUUUACUAAUGCCCCCCCCCCCUCUCCGCCCUUUCUUCUGCCAGGUUGCCACAUCCUAAAAAUGAACGAAGAUAUCCCUUAUCACACUAUAGAAUAUUAACAACCAGAUCUGAACAACAAAACAGGGCGGGAGGAGAAUCCCCCAGCCAGUGCAGUAAAAGAACAGAAAGGACCAUAAAACAAUGAUCAAAGGUAAAAGAAAUUAGUCUUGUUUUUCCAGAAUAUGUUGAAAGGCAAAAUAUAGAAUAGGAGACUGACUGGCACAGAGGAAUUCAGAGCUCCAAUCAAUGGAAGAAACAAAAUUUUCUAUUAGUCUCUAUCAUGUAGAACUCUAUUGUUACUUUGGAAUUUCCCUUCUCUUUAUUCGUAUUUCCUACCCCUCUGUGUUCUCUAAUUCGUCCAGGUGCAGUUUUGUUUGGGUUCUUUGAAAUAUUUAUUGCUAACACUCAGAACUAGAUAGAGUAGUGAAUUAGUGAUCUUCUUUCUCUUAUAAAAAUUUAUGAAAAAUAGGCGACUCAAAGCUGAUGUUCCAUCAGUACUUGAAGUAA